AUGGGUGGUUGGUCACUGCAGCAGGGAGCACCCUCUCCCCUCGCCGCCAGAGGUCCAAUCACACCCUACGCUCCAGCCGCCUGUCCAAGUCAGCAUGCCUAUCUUCCGUCAACGGCGUCCACUCAGACAGUGACCCCUCUCACGCAGUAUGGCGCACACUAUCCAAGUAAAGCCGGUUCUGCGCAAGCCUCUUCCAAUUCACCACUCCCACCUCGUAUCAUCAACGACGGGACAACAAUCUUCCUGUCCAGCUUACCCUACUACCAAUCUGAAAGCGAAUUGCGCAGUCUUCUGAAGCGCUACGGGAAUGUUCUUUACCUGGAAAUCCACCCGGACCACCGCAACCCGGGCAAGAACAAGGGCACCGCACGGGCACGGUACAAGACCUUAUCCGAGGCUCUGAGUGCGGUCCGCGGUCUCGACGGCCACAUUCUCCGAGACCGCAAGAUCAGCGUCAAGCAGGAGCGGAACGAGCUUCUUGGCCAACCAGGACCUAGAAGACCAUUGCACGUGGCCGAGUACGGCGCCAGCAGCAGCGUAUCGAAGCAGAAGAAGAACGUGGAAUUCUCAUCACCAGCUUCGGGCGCGAAGACCAAAAAGUCGCGAGACGCGGUUAGGGAACCCUCGCGCGCGAGCGAUAGGUCUCAGCGGUCUAUCUCGUCUACCGGAUCAGGGCCCCUCGUGGUCAACGGUGCGUCGGCCCAACGAGGCAGCCAGGCAGCAGCAUCGUCGAGAGAUAGUGAUGACAGCAGUGAAGGGGCCAGCAACAGCGACGAAGAUUGCGAGGCUUCACCCGACGACGACGAGGAGGGUGUGCAGGAGAUGAUGUUUGGUUUAUGA
This is a messenger RNA of Cladophialophora carrionii CBS 160.54, 840 nucleotides long. RefSeq lists its product as uncharacterized. The coding region runs from base 1 to 840 and encodes 279 amino acids. Gene Ontology annotation, molecular function: mRNA binding. Lineage: Eukaryota; Fungi; Ascomycota; Eurotiomycetes; Chaetothyriales; Herpotrichiellaceae. Gene Ontology annotation, cellular component: nucleus; cytoplasm. The transcript has 2 exons. The record is from RefSeq and is a predicted model, not a curated record.